Molecule: messenger RNA, 2434 nt
Organism: Arabidopsis arenosa
Lineage: Eukaryota; Viridiplantae; Streptophyta; Magnoliopsida; Brassicales; Brassicaceae
Source: the annotation of a GenBank genome assembly
GUUUCUCACUUUUUGUAAAGCAAUAAAAAAUCUUCUAAGCUUUUUCUGCCUCAAAAGUUUUAAUAUUAUAUAUUUAUUCAUGUUUAGGUUAAAUAAAAAGUUUUGGUUUCUUCAAGUAUAUCAACAACUAAAAAAAAAACAAAAAACGAUUGAAGAUAAGGUUCUCUCUCUGACACGGUUCCCAAUGCAGAACCACUGGUUCUCAAAUGCUCGUGCUUCCGCCCUGAAUCCAAGGCUUCCCACCGCUGGUGGUAACCAGCUCCCCCCUCCGCCCAUCCCUCCUGACCCGCCUGACCCUUCCGAUGCUAUCUCCCUUUCCAAUUUCCCCACCUUGUCCUCUACCUCCUCCAAGCUCCUAAAGAGUCCACUUCAAACUGCUCGUACCCAAGAGCCUGUUGUGGUCUGUUCUAGUUUGGUUGUUGAUUCUGUCCCAACUACUACUGAUGUUGUGAUGCAUCAGGUCGAGAAUACUACUCCAGUUUCUGCAGAUCCCUGUGUUCAAAAUCCUGGAUCUGUGAUAACUGCUACAGAACAUCUUCCUGUAGCUGAAAAAUUUACUGUGCUAACCCCAAAAUCUACCUCUCCCUUAAUCACCAAUAAGGCCUCAACCUCUCAUUCUCCAAACAAAAUCCUAUCUCCCAUCAAAACCCCUGCCCCAAUCCUUCCCAAAUCAUCCUUUGUGUCUCCUGUCAAUCCAGCUGCUCUGCCAGCCACUACUGUCACUGAAGGCCCUACUGAAAGUUCUCCUCUCCCUCAAAAAGAUGCUACUGAGGGCUGUACUGCUCCUGCCUCUAAUCCAAGGACUCUGGCUGACAAACUUAGAAAGUCGGUAGACCGCAGCUUAAAGCGGCUUGCUCCAGUCUCUUUUACUAAAGAUGGAAGACCUACAAUUCAUAUUCCUGACACGGUAUUCCAAAGAGGGGCUGAGUCCCACAAAGACUUCAUCAUCUGUUUCUUCAAUGGUAGGCUUCCCCUUUUCCACCAAAUUCAAAGCGUUCUCAAUCAUAUGUGGGGAAAGGGCCGCCGUCUUGAGAUUCAUGUAAACCACCUAUCUAGAUCAAUGCUUGUCCGUAUACCAAAUGAUUUCAUUCGGCAGAAGGUCCUUGAAAAAUGUAUUUGGUAUAUUGGGGAUUCUAUGUUCCAUACUACUCCUUGGGCGUCACAUUACUCCUCUGCGUCACCUGCUCUUGACUCCAUCCCCAUUUGGAUUCACAUGUUUGAUAUCCCUUUGGACCUAAGAACAAAAGAAGGUAUAAGUUUAGUGUCAGGGCUUGUUGGUGAGCCAAAGGAAACAGAUGAUUUCACUUUAAACCUUGUGAGUCUAAAGGUUUCACAUGCCAAAGUCUUGGUGGAUCUUACCAAACCACUGCCGGAUGUGGUGGAGUUUACUAGAGACAAUGGACAAAUUGUUGAAGUGGAGGUUAAAUAUCCUUGGCUUCCCCCAACUUGUUCUCACUGUAAAGAGCUUGGCCACAUUGUUAGAAACUGCUUGCAACUACCUCCAGACCAUGAAUCUUCUCAAAAAGUUUCGGUCCCUACAAGCAAAGUAAAAAAGGUCUCAGGCGCUAGAGUAAACAAAGGAAAAGAAAAAUCUGUUGCUCCUACUACUAUUGUUCCUGCUAAAGAAAAGAUGGUCCAGGUUACUUCUGGCUCAAAAGACUCUAAUCUACCGGGGGCCAAUCCAGUCCCAAAACCCUUUACUUGUACCAACCAAUUCUCUUGCUUGACCCCUUCAGACCCAACACCUCUCUCUGAAACAGCAACCCUCUCCUCCACAAAUUUAACCCUCCCUGCUGCUUCCCCCUUAAUUGACCAACUACCUAAACCACAAACUACACCAUCUAACCCUCUUCCAAAAAGCAAACCUGAUUUGCCCAUGAUCAUUGGGCUUCCUGCAGCCAUUACCCCUUCUGGUCUGCCCUAUCCUUACACUCCUCCUAAAUCACUAAAGCGCUCUCGCUCCCAUCCUACCCUCUCAGACUCAACCUAUUUACCAAACUCUUUUGUCCCAAACCCUCUUUCUCUACCUGUUCCACCAGUUCAUACUCAACCCAAAAAUGUUUUGUCUUCACCUGAAACUGAUAAUGAGCUUCUUUUGGAUGGUCCUCUCCCAGCCAAGGGAGAACCCCCUGCUCAUCAUUAAUGUAAAAGGAAAAAUCAACAACUGGUGUGCAAAAUCCUUAUCUUUUGCGGGCAGGCUUCUGCUCAUUAAUACUGUCAUUGCUGGGAUUUCAAAUUUCUGGUGCUCCACCUUUAUCCUCCCAAAGUUGUGCAUCAAAAAAAUUCACUCAAUCUGUAGUGCUUUCUUGUGGAAAGGGAGUCUGGAAGGUCAUCACAGUGCUAGAGUCUCCUGGGAAACUGUUACAAAACCAAAGGAUCAAGGAGGGCUGGGAAUAAGAGAUCUCACUUAUUGGAAUAAAGCGUGUACCAUCAA